CGUGGAGGCUUUACGGCGUUGUGUGGAUAUGAAAAUGAGACGCUAAACCACAAGGUCUGCCACACUUCGAGAUAAACUGUUGUGCACAUGACGACGUUUGUUUUGAGUUCCUCCUCACUCUCUCUGUGCUGGGGCGCUCCUCGACAUGGCAGUGCAAGGUGCUUCCUACUGGCUGCGACCCUGCAUGCUUCUGCUGCUCUGUCUCUCUGAAGCCUUGUCCGAAGAGAUAAACAGAAAUUACUACGACACUCUUCAUGUUGAGCCAACAGCAACGGACAGCGAGAUAAAAAAGUCUUUCCGAAAACUGGCCGUGAAGUACCACCCUGAUAAGAACAAGAGCGCAGAUGCUGAGAAGACCUUCAGGGAGAUUGCUGAAGCCUACACAGUCCUCUCAAACAAGGAGCAAAGGAGGGUGUAUGACCGUGUGGGCCACGAAGCUUUCCUGAAAAAUGAGGACCUAGUCAAGCCUGAGGAUGAGUAUCAGACAAGCUUCCACUUCAGCUUCUCAGACGUCUUCCACGACUUUGAUGACAGUCUCUUUGGUGGACAGUGGGGCUUUCACCAGGAAGAGGAUGAGGAGGAUGGUCGUUAUGAACCCUACAGUUUUGAGGGGGAGAGAUUUAGCUUUUAUUUUGGCGAUCCAGAUGAAUAUGAAGAAGAGUACUACUUCUAAAAGUUUUUUUUUUGCCCUGUACUUGGAAUGACUGUAACCUUUUAACAUGUUUUCUUUUAUCGAUAAUAAAGUAUUCUGUCUAAAAUGCUCUCUCA
Molecule: messenger RNA, 768 nt
Organism: Oreochromis aureus
Lineage: Eukaryota; Metazoa; Chordata; Actinopteri; Cichliformes; Cichlidae
Product: dnaJ homolog subfamily B member 9-like
Exons: 2
Coding region: 146-673 (175 amino acids)
Cellular component (GO): endoplasmic reticulum
Molecular function (GO): protein-folding chaperone binding; misfolded protein binding
Source: RefSeq, a predicted model, not a curated record